GUCGCAGCAGCCGCCCCCCGGGCCACGGGGGGAUGUGAAAGGAAUAGAUGUGCUGCGCCAUCCGGAGGCAGAGUUCCACGAGGCGCUUCGAGCAGCACGACACCACGUGGACGAGCUGCAAGCUCGCCUAAGGCAAAUGGAGGCACAGCAAGACACUUUCCUCACAGAGCGACGGGAUGCAAAGGCUGUGGGCAUUUUGGAGCUGCCGGAGGUGACCUUGGCUCCCGCAGCUUGCACGCCUGACGAGGAGGCCUCCGUGACAAAUGAGCCAACGGAGGCGGAGAGUUCCGUCAUCACAUCGAAGAGGUCGUCCUCCGACGGCCAACUAGCCUCGGCAUCCGACUCCGAGAUCAGCACCGACGCCUCUCCGAGUCCGGAUUUGACAGCCGUGAAUGCGGAUGCCUACUACAUCUUCGGCUCCGGCAUGAUCCGAUCCGGCAGCGAGGUCCAGAAAAUCCAGCUUCCUCCUGGUCUCGACCUCCCAAUCCCAGCAAAGCACAGGCCCAUUUUGGGCACCUAUCCCAAUUCGACCGAGAUGCCCCGUGCGUCUCAGGUGGCCUCUUUAUCUCCCGUAUCUACCAUGGCUCAUAUGGAUCCCAUGGCUCCCACCGCUCCCGUAUCUCCCAUUGCUCCCGACCGUGCCCCUGUGGGCCCGACAUUGAUGUCCCCCACCGCGGCCCAGAUGGAUGCCAUGCAGAAGCGCCUGAACCAGCAGAUCGUCGAAGCCGCCAAGGCCCCGAAAGCCGAGGCCGCAGCAAAGCUCCUGGCUCUGGCAGAGGAAAAUAUCGACAGAAUGAAUGCUGUGAACCUCUCCACAGCUUUGCACCGGCUUGCGCGUGCUUGGACCAACAAGCAGGGGAAGGGGCAGAAGUCCUUGGCACGCCAUCCGGUCGUUUCAAGGAUGGUGGAUUUAGCUGAGGAGUUUGCAGAGCGCGACUUGCAAAACCGCGACAACAGCAUGCCAGCAAACUGUUGCACCAUCAUUGCCUGGUCCUGCUCCUCGUUGUCGUUCUUCCGCAGCUCUCUUUUCGCUGUGUUGGUCAAGGUGGCUUCACAAGGUGUGGAGGAAUGCCAAAGCUUUGAGAUCACCAACUUGAUGUGGGCACUUGCAGAGCUGUGCCGACGUCGGCCGCAAAUGGGCAAGGAGCUUUCACCCAGCAUCCAGGAGCUCGUGUUAGCCACGGCACCAGUGUUUAUGAAGUGGCAGCUAGACACAUUGAAUGUGAGGGUGUUGACUUCCGCGCUGAUGUCCCUCGCCUUCUUCCCACCCAUGGACUUGCUGGCGCACGGAGUACUCAUUGCCAAGAUCGUCCUUGAGCUUGCCGUCCGUGACGAGGAGUUGGCUUCCGAAAGUCAAGUUGUUGUCGCAGCAUUCCAGACGUUGUCCAGGGUGGACCGUUCACGCCGGCAGUCCGGCGGCAUAGCCAAAGACGAGGAACUCAGGAUGAUCCGGAAGAGGCUUGCGGAGUACGAUGAACGGGCUUCGAGUGUCUUGGGCGGGCGGCUGGAUCUUUCAUGUGACAAGGAGCUGUCGCUCGGUUGUUUGGUGACCUCACCAUUCUUUGAUGCAUUGGCAGCAUUCGUGAUUCUAUUCAACUCUUUCGUGGUUGGCUGGGAGGUGGAGUGGGAUGCUGCCAACACGCAAGACAAUCCCGUCAUUCAGGCGCUGUCUUCCUUCUGCAACUUCUUCUUCCUCCUGGAGGUCUUACUGCGGCUUACCUUCUUCCGCUGCGAUUUCUUUACGAAUCGAGAGCGAAGGGCCUGGAACCUUUUC
Molecule: messenger RNA, 1774 nt
Organism: Symbiodinium necroappetens
Lineage: Eukaryota; Dinophyceae; Suessiales; Symbiodiniaceae
Source: the annotation of a GenBank genome assembly